Molecule: messenger RNA, 2948 nt
Organism: Leguminivora glycinivorella
Lineage: Eukaryota; Metazoa; Arthropoda; Insecta; Lepidoptera; Tortricidae
Exons: 2
Coding region: 609-2483 (624 amino acids)
Molecular function (GO): protein dimerization activity
Source: RefSeq, a predicted model, not a curated record
UAUUGGCCGUUUUGAAUAUUAUUGUUUGGACGUUAAAGUAGUCUCAAGUUAUGUUAUUUAUAGGUUUUGGCUUGAUAAGUUGGUUUCUACUAAAUAUUACAAACAUUUUAAUAGAGAUCUUACUUUUAUUCCCGAGAAUUUUCUUAAAGUUGUUCUCGACUACAUUUGCCAUUCAUGUCAAACGGCCAACUACGCAAUAAAAACUAAAAUAAUCUUGUAAAAAAAUGGGUAAUUAACUAUUUUACAGUUAUAUUAGUAUAUGACAUUCAUAUAAUAUUAGUAAUUUCGAUCAGUUAUCUAUGUUACAUUUGAAAUAAAUGAUUACUAUAAAUAUUUAACACAUAAUUUAAUAUUUAUGAUCAUGUCAUAAAACUAUCUCUGGUAUUUCUUAAAACAAAAGUAAACCGCCAAACGCUCCUGCACCUGGUCAGCUAACGCUUAUCACUCUUAUCAGAAUAUCUAAAACGACACCAUUGUUUUACUUGCACGUGCGAUUUUUGUCGUUCUGGUAAUUUAUUGAAUAGGAUGUUGGAAAGGGUAAGAGGUAAGGCUUUUAUCUUCUCAGUGUCAUCAAUGCUAAGAAAGUGGAUGGUUGUGACGUGACCAUAAUGAAAAAAAAUAAAGUGUUUGAGUAUUUUAGAACUUUGUCGGACGAUGGACGUACCAAAUACGUUUGUUUAUUCUGUGAUGCAGUGUAUACAUGCAAAAAUGUCACCAGAUUUGUGCGGCAUAUGAUAAAUUGCGAAAAAAGUCCAGUUGAAGUAAAACGACAGUUACGACAGAAAGGACCUGAAAUCAUAAAUCAGCCUGUGGUUUCUGAUGAGCCCGUAAUGGUUGAGAGCGUGACAGAUAACACAUUUAAUGAGAAAGAAGCGGAUAAAGCAUUAGCUAGAGCAAUAUACGUAACUGGCCAGCCGCUUUCAAUCUUAGAACACCCUUUAUGGAAACGGGCGCUUCAAUUGUUAAGGCCUGGUUACAACCCACCUUCACGGAAAGUAUUGUCAACAGUGCUUUUAGAUGAAGAAUAUGCAGAUGUGAAACAAAAAGUUACGGAAAAAAUUGAAGAAGCUAACGUUUUGCACUUAGCCGCAGACGGUUGGACAAAUGUUAGAAAGGAUUCUAUUAUCAACAUAAUUAUCUAUACACCGAAGCCAUAUUUUCAUUCGUCGAUUGAAACAAGAAAUAACAGGCACACGGCAGAGUACUUGUCUGAAAAAAUAGGACAAACUAUGAACGAAAUCGGAUCCGAAAAGUUUCUGGGCAUUAUUACUGAUAACGCUGCCAAUAUGAAAAAAUGCGGAAAACUGCUAAAUGAGCAAUAUGAAAACACCACGUGGGUAGGAUGCCUCGCUCAUACUUUGAAUCUGCUGAUAAGCGAUGUAUUAAAAAUAGAGGCCAUUCAGGAAACCUUCUCGUCCGUUGUAGCGACAGUAAAAUCUAUUUUGCAUUCGAACAUCUUCAGUGCCGAGUUUAAAAAAAUUGCAGCCGAAAAAUCUUUGAACGUGUCGUUGCUGUUUCCGGUUAAGACAAGAUGGGGCAGCUAUUUACAUUGCUUAGAGAAUUUUAUGAAAUCAAAAAGUAUAUUGCAAACAAUGGUCGUCAACGAAGAAAAUAGAGAUCUACAAAAACACAGAACAAAAAUAUUGAAUGAGAAUACAUGGCAAGAUGUCGAAAAACAAAUAAAAUUCUUUACACCAAUUGUGAAAUGGAUAACAAUUUUAGAAGGCGACAGCUGUACAAUACAUUUAGUGCACCGAGCUCUCAGAGAAAUAGAAGACAUGUUGGACAGUGAACAUUCAGCAGAUGUUAUUGACGACCUUGCCCUGGCCAAUUUGAAAAUCAAAUUCCAAACCAGAAAGGGAAAUUGUGUGAAACCAGUCCACCUUGCUGCCGUUAUUUUGGAUCCAAGAAAUCAGGGUAGUACUCUGAGCCAUGAUGAAAAUCUGGAUGGCUGCUCCACUAUAAUGACUAUUGCACAAUGUGACGCUACUUUGAUUCAAGAACUAUCAGACUAUAAAUGUCGCAAAGGAAUUUGGGAGAGAUCGUUUGUUUGGCAAAUAGCAGGAGACGUCGAUCCAAUCUCUUGGUGGGAGACUCUAUUCCCAAAAACAGAAUUAGCAAAAACGGCACGAAAAAUCUUGUCAAUACCCUCAACAUCAGCAUCAGUCGAAAGAAGUUUUUCGACGUAUGGGAGCAUACACACCAAUAAACGUAACAAGUUAAAAAAUGAAAGAGCAGCAAAACUUUGUUUCAUUGCUCAUAACUGGAAGUUGAUGAACAAAACUGUACAGACGCCGCAAGGUGAAAAUGCAAGAUCUCAUAUCAGCAACAGUAGCGACGGUUUUGUGACCUACAGUCCCAAUUUUGAUGAUGAAAUUUCUUGGGAUUUAUCUUCAGAGAUGUCAGAAAUAGAGGAUAUUGAUUUUAGGUCUGUUACAGAUCAAGAUAAUGAAACAGAAGAUUUCGACGUAAAUAAUUUGUAACUAGUAUAGGUUUUAUGCCGUAAGUUGAUUGCUUAGUGUUAUUUAAUCAUAGUUGAUUUUAUUGGAUUAUAAGCUUGAUUUAUAUUUUACAAACUAUUUACAUUUAUUUAAUUACUAUUUUGUUGAUUGUAUUUUUAAUAUAUUUAUUACAUUUAAAUUCCAAUACUUUUGAGAGUCGUAAGCCUCUAGUCGAUUUUGUUACAUUCAUUAUGUAAGUUAAUUUUCUCAAUCGUUACGCUUAUUAUAAUAAUCCCAUGUUAAGUAUCUUAGUAUUAAAUUAAAGUACUUGCUUAGCCUAUUCUUUGACUCUGUUGAUUUGAUUUUGUGAUUUCUAUUUUUAAUUUGACUAUUCUAGCAACGUGAAGGUAUACAUAUUUAAGUAAGACUGAAUGCAAGGUAAUUUGUGUAAAAAACAGUAGUCAGUUAACAUAUAAGCAUAUAAAUGUAACCCUUAUAAUUAUUGUU